Drosophila rhopaloa is the source of this 5021-nucleotide messenger RNA. RefSeq lists its product as uncharacterized. The coding region runs from base 686 to 4492 and encodes 1268 amino acids. The record is from RefSeq and is a predicted model, not a curated record. NCBI's taxonomy places the organism in Eukaryota, Metazoa, Arthropoda, Insecta, Diptera, Drosophilidae. The transcript has 10 exons. Gene Ontology annotation, cellular component: cell periphery.
UAUGUCCUGGCGCCUCGUGCUCGGCAGUGCGCUCGUGGCUUUAUUUUGGCUCUGGCCGGUGGCUCAAAGUCGCGUGGCAGUCAGUCUGUUGCCGUCGCUGUUCGUGGGUGAAGGUCCCGUCCGUUCGGGUUCGAUUUUAUUCCGCGUUUCGUAGAUAUUUCGCAUGGAAAUCGCUCCUAUUGGAUGCAAUUGUAUCUCGUCGAUUGUGCCGCCGUCAAGUGUCACUUGAAAAUUGUCGAAAUUGAAUUUACCGAGCGUUAGUGAACAAAGGUCCUCCAAAUGGCCAUAACGAGUGUUUCGGCCUUUGUCUGGCUUCGAUUUCUGAACCAAUCUCAAGAGUUUUCCGGAUUAAGCCAAAAGGUUUUGUAGAGAUACUUAAGUGCUAAGUGAACUCAUCAAAAGCAUCAUAUAGUGAACUAUAUCAUCUGUCUGUUUGAAUAUGCCUGGCAGGUAGAUUUCUGCUUUUCCUUUCACCUUAAGGCCAACGUCACAGCAAAUUUGUCUCCUGGCGAUGAGAGCUAAACAAAUGACAGUCCUUCUAUGAGGGAUAGGGAUAGGAGCCAUCUUCCUUCGCAAUCGCAGAAUGUGUGCCAGCGACGUGGAAGCGGCGAAAUCCUCCCACUGAGUGGCAGCAGGAGAUUCCUUAGACAGACACCUCUGAUUCAAUCGGCAAAAGCAAGGACAAAUGGCGGCGAAUCGCAGGCGGAAGAAGACAAUCGGCAUGCUGACAUCGGGACUAAAAUCAGUAGUCAAGUGGAAAAUUAUUGUAUCAUCCAUAAUGCUGCUCUUAUUAAGUGGGACAAGUCACGUGCUGGCGGUGCGAAAGGGUCGCCUGAUGUCCCCCAGCUCGUUCACCGCCCUCAGCGGGGACCUGCAUGUGCAGAUCCAGUUCAAUGGUAACGACGUGUCCCCGGCGGAGGAUGGGCCAGCCAGCCCGACCACCGAGCACUUGAGCACUGGCGCGAGGGACUUGAGGACCGGGAACAACACCAUAAUGAGCACUUUAGUCAUUAGCAAAAUCAUUGAUGAAAUUGAGCCGGCGCAGGAAAAGGGUUUAACCCCCGGUGCAGCCAAUACCAGCCAGUUGGUCCUGCACCGCCGUCGCAAGGAAGUGGUGCAGAACAUACCCCUCUUCCCGGAUCCCCGGUUCAAUGUCACCCAGGUCACGGUGCCGUGCCAGACCUUUCUCAUCGGCGGACGCUACGAGAUGCAGGUGGUCAGCAAUCUCAAGUCGGUGAACCGGAGUGAGGUCACCACCACCUUGGUGCCCGCCCAGGAUGAGCGACUGCUCCAGACCCUCGACGUGCGAUGGCCCAGUGCCGAGAUGAUAGUGAGUCCCGUGCGUCUGCGGACCUAUCCCAGAAAUCCAGUGGAGGUUACCCUCAGAUUCCCCGAGGUGAACUGCAACCAAUCGGGGAGUCUGGCACUGCCUGAAUUUUGGCUAGAGCUGAUAUACUGCGGCAAGGAGCGCAGCUGCAGCCGGAACAUAACCCGAUCCAGUGUCCUUUUCGCGGAGCAGAUUCGCGGAUUUCCGAAAAACAAGAGCCUGCGCUUGGGAUGCGAGCUGUUCGGACUGGCCGGAAACUAUGCAGUGCAGCUGAGGCCCAUGAUUCCCGCCCAGAAUGUGCCCACCACCCGGAGGCUCCUCAGCGUCGACUGGAGCGACGAGUUCGUGUUCAACGUGUACGCCCGCAGCAUUUUCCCCUGCGAUCCGCACACCGGGAUCGGGGUGCUCUACGAGUACCCCGGAUGCAUUCUGGAGCAGGGCGACCGGGUGCGAUUGUACGCCAAGCUGCGGGCCGAUGUCGCCUCCCUGAAGCCACCCACAUCGCUGCACUACGUCGCCGAACAGCGGGUCGUCAAGAGCCAGCACUCACUGUACUUCGCCUGCGACCUCUUCUCCGAGAAGUACGUGGAGUACUGCUUCGUCUACGUCAGCCAGGCCAUUUCCGGAGCCGUGGCCGACGUCCGGAUGGACUGCGUGCCCACGCUGCCCGUAAGCGAUUCGGAUACCGGUGGCUGGGGACCCUGGAGCGACUGGACGCCCUGCUCUACGAAUUGCCUGGGAGGAACCCGCAAUCGCUACAGGUUUUGCGAUUCGCCACCCCCGCGAUAUGGCGCCAAAUUCUGCGAGGGUCCAUCAGUGGAGACGCAGAAGUGUGGCAAGAGCAUCGCUGAUACGUGGGACUGCAUUUACGAGACAUCCGGCACUGUCAUCACCAAGGAAAAUAGCACGGAGGUUAGCCAGGAAAUUGGACCAGGUUGUCGUUGCGGCUGCAUUGUGCACCUGGGCUCCUCGAAACCGAAAAGGAUCAUUGCGGGCGCCACACAGAGCUGUCCUGGUCGCUCCUUCUGGCUGAUACAGGUGGAUGGCGAGGAGAGCAUUUCGCUGGCACUGAGUUUCCUGCGUUUGCCCUGUGCCUCCCAGUACAUAAAGGUGCGCGAUGGACCGUCGCUUUCGUCCACUCUUCUGGUGGAACUCAACGGAGGGGGGCUGAUCCUCAAGGGAGUCGGCGUUCCGGUGGCCAUCGAGUCGACUGGUGGACAACUCCUGGUGGAGUUCUCCGCCGGCGAUGUUGGCCAGGCAGCAAAUGCAUCUGCUUCGAGUCAGGAGGGAAGUGCCGCCUGCACUGGAGGCUUCAUGGCCAAUGUGCAGCAGCUGUUGACCUCGAGGAGCAGAAACAGCAGUAUCACACUGGUUGCCGCCACUCGUUUAUCCGGAAAAACACGCUCGAUUUCCCACAAACCUAUGUCACACCUGCGUUUUACCCUGGUUCAUCUAAGUGCCAUGAUCUUUGCCAGCAUUAUCAUCAUAAUAAGUGCUUUGUUAGGUGCCCAAUAUGUGGUAAGAUAUAGGAAGUACCAUCUGGCAGUUGCUCGGCGACAGGACGAAGGCUCCCGUCUUCACACUCCCAGGGCUUCGCUGAGUUCCCUGCAAGGACCUCCCUCACGGGCCAUGUCCACCACUACUCUGCUCUCGGAGGUCAUUUACAUGGUGAAGAUGCGACCCAAACACCACCUGCGUCACUCCAUUCUUCGCGAGAGUGUGGACGCGGAGAAUCUGACCAGUGAGACGGAGUUCAAGGAGUCGGAUUCGCAGGGAAUGCUGGCCAAGUGCGCUGAAGUCAAGGAGUUGGGCAGCUCGGCGUCGAUGGUCACUCUGCGGAAUGAACGAUCUUCGCCAGCUCGAUCUCUGGACACUGGAAGUGUUGUGGGCUCACCAUCCUCCGCUGAAGCCGAAUUGGCUGAGGACCACAGCAGGACAGAUGGGUCCAAGGAUUCGCCCACGGAGGAACAACUGGAGCCGGCAAGCUGCAAGGACAGUGCCAGGGACUCGGAAUCCAUCAUAUCCUCGGGCAUGAGCUCGCUGUGCAACAGUCCGCCGAUGAAUAGCAAGCGGCUGAGCAAGUACUCCGAUCGCUACGAUGCGGUGACCCUGAAGUUGCUGUCCUCCAGAUUGGAUGAGAGUCUGCAGGACGCCAGUUCCCUGCACUCGGUUACCGAAUCCCUAAGGAUGGGACGUCUGGGCUCCCGCAGUGUCAGCUCUUCCCUGACGAAUGGCUGCUACUCCCCAGCUGCCAGCAUUGUGAGCUCGGCGACGAUCCGGACGACCAGCAAUCCCAAGGAGUCCAAGGAGAAGCAGAACCGCAGGAAGCUGCUGGCGCGACCAGGCUCAGAGUUCUCGCUGGGGAAUCAAGAGGAACUUGAGCUGGACUACUAUGAUUACAAUGUGAUCAAUGCGGGAUCGGCGCCGGGCUCUUAUCUGGGAAUGGACCCGGCAUAUCUGGUCUGGAUACCGCCCUUCGAGGAGGUCGCCGAACGGGAGGAGGACGACAAAACGCCAGAACCGGAACGGGAUCCGGAUCCGGAAAGGGAUGAGCGGGAGCCACUGUACGAGGAGAUACGGAUGCCCAGGUACGGACACUAUCUGAGCCCGGCCAGCAACACGGAGUCCAGCAAGUCCACCACGGCUGACAAUACACCCAGCUCGGAGGAGCGAUCCCCGCCAGAUAGUGGGCGUCCCUCCAAGGCCACGUCUCCCUGCGAAGGAGUUGAAAGGGGAGGCAAGUGCCUGCCCAAGCAACCCACUCCAUUCAUGUCCAGAAAGCAGCGACGCCAGUCCAAACAGCAGAUGCAAUCCAGUUUGUCCCUAAGCGCCGGUUCCUUGGACGACGAACAGAGGUCUGGAAAGAACACCAAACUGCCGAUUGAGAUGGCUGCAGUGCAUCAGAAACUGGAAGCCGAUCUGGAACCAAACGAAUCCAUGACCGGCUCCUAUGUGGAAAAAGAAACUGCCGUGGAGAAAUCAUCUGGGGAUCUGCAGGAGUUUCUAUCCCUAGAUGACAUCCAGUUCGCCGACGAGAGUGGCAGCGAUUACGAGGCUGUAAAUCUCAAGAAAGUGGCCAAUUCGCAACUGAAACUCAAUCAGGACGGUGUUCGAUCUAAGCUUCUCCGAAGAAAAGAGCCCCAGUCAAAGGAGGUGUCCGUGUAGCCCCACAAUAUUAUUGUACAUAUAACCAGCACAAAAAGAGCAGUGUAUGUUUAGUAUAGUUUACGGACUUGUAAAAUACGGGUUAAUAUUAAUUAUAUACAUAUGUCAGCACCACGAGAAACGUAGACCACCUGGAGUAAAAGUGUUUUUAAAGCUAAGCCUUAAGCUCAUCUCAAUGUAUACUUUCGAAUCGAAAAGAAUGUAGAGCAAGCUCUUAUCUAGUCUCAAACCUCUUAAAGGCUAAUCCGUUUAAUCUCUCGUUACAAUGUAUAUAUCGUAGCUAAGGUUCACUUAAGUAUUUAUUCGCACAUUGCUAUGUACACAACCCAAUUUCAUAAAAUUAAUGAAUUAUUUAAGAGUCUUUAUCUGGCAUUAACUUUGAAUUAGACAAUUGGACAAUUGAGAAAUUUUGUGAUCUUUAUUUUGUGCUUCAAAGCAUUGGAAAUUCUAGUCAAUAUGAUAGUCGAAAUUAAUUAGCAUUUUAAAAUCAAAAAGUGUUUUUGUUUUUACCAGAUAUUAAGCAUUUUUA